UCCGCUGCUCGUCUCGCAGAACCAAUUAACGUCAAUUAGUGAGUGUUCUGCGAGUGCCUGAACAAGGACAAUGCGAUGCGCAGGCUCCGGGAACAUCCGCCGCCCCGAUCACUUUAAGGACGCAGAGGACCCAAGACCAGGGAGGAGCUCCUGUUCCUCCAGUGAACGCUCCACAUCUGUCUGAAGAGACACACGAGAUUGCUGAAGGUCCUCCUUCUUGUCCUUCUUGAAAACUGGGACAACAUUCGCCAGCUUCCAGUCAGCUGAGACUUCUCCAGAUUCCCAGAAUCAUUCAAAAACCACCAAGAAAGACUUAGUGAUGACAUCAGCAGCUCUUUAAAGAUUAUUGGAUGAAUCCCAUCAGCAUCUGUCAGAAGUUGAUAGGAAAUACCCAGUGUAACAUUAGCAGCCUGAAAGCUUAACCUUGGAUGCAAAAACCUGUUUUGUCUGCUAAGAUUCCUGCAUCACUCAUUUUGGUUUUGCCUGAAGAAAAAGAAAACAAGAGAAGAUGGACUGGAAUGUAAGGCCAGUCCAGAAUGCUGAUGCAAAUACAAACCUACAAAGUGAAGGAGCGUGUUUCAGUCAGUUACUUCCUAAUGGACAUACUUUUCCUCAGACAAAUGCCAACUCCUCUAAAAAUGCAUGCACUUAUGCUGAAAAUAACCAAAUUGUGUAUAUGCCAACUAUCAAUGUUGCCUUCCCUACUGUAAAUGCUGAAGGAUUCAAAACUUCAGAUCAAACCUCACCAGGAACAUCUGUAACUGGUAAUAAUUUUUUCACAUCGAAAUACUCAGUUAAACGACAUCAACAGAUGUACAUAACAGCACCAAAACCUCCCAGUCAGAAUUCACCUUUGCGGCCAGAGACGACUCUGACCUCUUGGCCAGUCUCUAAUCCCUGCAGUUAUCCCUGCAGAAAUUUACCCCCUCUGUCCUCUCAAAUGAACACAGGGAAUAGUGUAAGGAGCCUGCUUGGGGAGCCUCAGUAUGCCAAUCCCAGUGCUUACAACAUGCAGCCAGAAAUGCUGCAGCAUAAUUCUCUGAGACUUGCAACACUACAUCAAGGUGGCAUUCAUCCCCAGAGUAGUUCUUUUCCUCUCGGUACUCCUGGGCAACAUGUCCAGCCCCAAAUAUUUAAUUCCAGUAUUCAACAGGGUAAAGUUUCAUAUUCAAUGAAUCAAAAUACUGGAGCAAAUAUACAUCUGCCACAAUUUCAGCAGAGUCAGAUGACAUCAGAAGCUCCCAGAGGAUGUUCUGCACCAUCUUUGUUGCCUGCCAACUGUGUUUCAAGACAUGCAGCACAAUCUUCAAUGGGUGCACCACAGGAAGUGCAAAAUGUACCUAAUGGAUACAACAUUAACCAGCAGAGGUGCCCACUGGAUCCAAAAAAUGCUCCUGGGUUUAAUAGUAUUCAGCAGCUCUGUCAGAAGCAGCCAUCUGGAGAAGUCAGUCAAUCAGUCAGGAAUGUCUAUAAUCCAAGUGGAAGUGUGACAACAAAUCGGUCUUUUAAUGAAAGCUCUGUGUCAUCCCCUGGCAUUCCCAAAGAACUGCUUGAUGUUGUGAAAGAAAUAGAAGCUCUUUCUUCAAAGCCACUGAAUGAAACUGCUUCAGUUCCAGAGAGCCAGACUAGUAGUUUGAUGAAUGGACCUGUUAAUGCUCAGGUUUCUUCAGCAGCAACAACACAGGGAAUAGGAAUUACAAAGGAGAGGCUAGCUUGGGAAGCUGAAAAGCUGAACUGUCUUAAAAAAAGGGUUGUCCUGCUUGAAACGGUUCAUAAUUAUAAAAAAAAAAUCUAUCAUGCCAAAAGUACUCUUCUUCCUCCUACUAGCUAUCCAUGUUCUCCUGCUAAUUGUCUUCCAUGUGUGCCCAAGCAAAAUGUACCACUUUCCCCAUCUGAACCAGUGGGGACAGAGAGGCCCACACUUGCGAUUUCACAUGAUGAAAGAAAGGACAAAAACCUAGCCAGUGUUGAUAACAGAAGAUUGGAGGUGACUCAAAGUGACCCUCAGGUGGAGCAGGGAAGCCUUUCAUCAAGCUUCACUCCUAUUCCCUCUCAGAGCAAAGUCCCAGCUCAGUUUAAUAAUCCUGAGAGCACCUUGGAACAAAGGGAUGUGCAUGCCUUGGCCUCUUCUCAAGGAACUGUGACUUCCUCAAACAGUGCUUCAUGUUUUACUCAAGCAGGGAGCUCUGUCAAGACUGCAUCAAAGACUGUGCAAAUUGGCCCUGAGAACUCAUCAUUUCUUCAGUUUGUAUUGAGCAGCACAAAUGUGCUGAAAGAGAAGACAGCUGGUGCUACUGCUGAUAAAAUACUGACGAGUCUCCUGUGUAAUGAAAAACCACUGCUUGAUACAUCUGUCUCGGGUGAAAGCUUGCUAAAAGACACUAGUGAGAAGAACACAGAAAGUCUGAAAGGUGAGCAGGCAUCUGUGGCUCACACAAACUCUCCUGCAUCAGAAACAACUGCAUCUGGUGAUGCUAAAUUCCAGACCGAGGUAGCUCAGAAGAAAACGCCAUUUACUGAAAAUGCAUCCUGUAACCAGAGCAAUUGUAGUUACACUGUGGAAGAGGUGGCUGCAUGCCUGCGCUUGUGGGAGAAGUUUCCAUCAGAAUCUGUAAGUGUGCAAAAUAAACAGUCAAAUGAAAGCCCUACAGCAAAUCAGGUUCCGCCCUCCAACCAAAACACAAAGGCAGGGAAAAAAAAUGUUCUGUCCAGUGUGGAUGAGACCAUUUUACCUGUAACAUCUACCUCUGUGGGACAAAAACUUGAUACAUUGACUUCCAAUUUGAUAAAAAAUUUUGAACCUCAAGUUGCAGUUGUCUCUCCUUUAGUGCUUUGUGAACAAAGAACACUAAGUGAGCAGGCAGGCAAGAUCCCAACACCUGAAGGUAAAACCUAUCCAGUGAUCGAUUUGGAAAGCACAUGUAGCUUGCAAGAAGAGGGGAAAAAUGGUUUAAAUGUGGCAAAUACUGCCAAAGGAACAAUAGAAAAUGGUAGGUCAUCACCCAGUGAUUGUGUUCUGGAACAAAAAGUGGACUCAGAUUUACAACAGAUCAAAUUAGGUGAUGAAAACCAAAGGAAAGUUAGUCCAUCUGCACAAGAUGAAAGAAAAAAUCUGCAGCUUGGAUUACAAAAGAAGGCUAGUCUUCCUGAAUCAUGCACAAAUUUUUGUAGUCAGAUCUCUCAAGAAGGUAUAAGGGACCACAAAGACAAGCAAGCUGUCUUAGAGGCAGGAGAUUCAUCCACAACUGUGCUGGAAAAUGAGAUGUUUUGUAUUUCUAGUGUAUGCUCUCUUGUUGAAGGUGAUAAAUUUUAUAAUGCACAAAUAGCAGGCAUGUUCAAGUCAGUCUAUGAGACACAAACAUCAGAAGGAAAUGCAUCUGGUGCGAGGCAAAAGGACACGAGUCUCAAGGCAUCUUCCAAGCAUCCUGAAAAUUACUUAGAAAGUCUUGCUAAUAUAAAUCAGAAGUUAGCUCAAAAUUCACUAGAUUCCUCUAUCAGCAUGACUGUUAAAACUAAUGCACCUGCUGUUCCAGGAGACCACAGUAAACAAAAUUCCAUGCCUAAUAAAAAUAGCAUAGAAAAGGAGGUGAACUUUUUUGGAAGAGAACCUAGUAAAUAUCUAGAAGAUCAGCUGCUUGCUCUAGUGAAAGAAUUUCCAUAUGGCAUUGAAGGUGCUGAUAUGCUAACAAAAGGAGCAGCACAAAAUCGUUCUGUGGCUGAAGGGACAGAGAAUCAGUCUCAAAAAGAGGUUAAAAUUAGUGACAAGAAUGCUCGUUUAAAGGACCCAGUAAAUCAGACUAAAAUUACGGUGUUAAGCUCUGAUCAGGUUCAAGAGCUGUCUCCUGGACAAAACCAGUGUCCUUCUAGUGACAGCAAGAGAGAAGUGAGUCAGCAGUCAGAAAAGGCUUCAGCUGACAAGGACAACCUUGAAGGCUGUGUCCAGCCUAAUCAGAAACCAUGUGAGGAGGAAAAAGCCCCACAAAAAAGUCCUAAGUCCAGUGAAAAAAGUGAAGAUUGCUCUUUAACAGGUGGUUUGUCUGUAGAAUAUAAAACACCUCAUUGUCCCUCUCAGUUAGAAACAUCUGGUUCAGAGAAAAAUGAUUGUCAGCUUUCAAAAGCUGAAAAUACUGACUCUGCAGAGACAGAAGAAAACAGUCAAUCUGAUACCUUGAAAAAGAAAAACUCUGCAGUGGGAGACCUAACAAUUUCUGAAAAAAUCACAGACAGUAUUAGCAAAAUUAAAGAUACUUGCAAAUACACUUCUGCAAUGAACAAAAAUCCUAGGCCGAAGGUGGAUAAUGAAUACAAACUGCCUACAACACAGGAAAAAAUUGGACCAGUUAAUUCCUUUGAAAAACAGGAUGCUGAUAAAUACAAAAGCAGCAGCUGUAAGGAAAAUCUGCAAAUUGACAAAGGAACCCAAGUGUCAAGUAAAGAAUUUCAUUCUGACAAAAAGGAGCACCAGACAGCUUCCCAAGAGUUACCAGAGAAAACUGAUCAUACAUAUGCAGACAACAUGGCAAAGCUGUCCAUAAAGAAGGAGAGAGCUUUCAAAACUGAGUCCCUUUCACAGGAUAUAACCAGCCCAGGUUUGACCUUGAAAUCCAAAAUGGACACUCACCAAUCUGUCAAGUCAGAAAGUGUUGAAAUUAAGCACUCUGAAGUCAGUCAAGGACAAAAAUUUAAAACCUGUGAAGAGACUUCAGCUGAAGAGCAAAGCUGUAAGAAACAAAAGGAGCUGCUUAGGCAAGACGUAGGAAUUAGUGUCAAAGAGCAAGCGAAAUUACCAGCAGAAAUAAAACAUAAAAAAUUGAGUAGUUACCAAGCUGAUGCUGUAACAUUCUCAGAUAGUAGCACUGUAGACUUCAAAUCAAGACACACAAAGUAUUCUCAGCAUAAAUCUGUGAAAGUUCAUCCUUUGCAGGAGCAGGCAUACAAACGGAAGAUGAAGGAAAAUAUGGUUGGGAAGAGAGAAUUUAAAAAAGCAAAGCUAGAAGAGGAAAAACUGAAACAAUCUGAAGCAAAGAGUUCUAAGCAGCUUGCACACAAUUGCAUGCUAAAUGCUGACAAAGCUAAAAAAUUGAAUGGAGAAAAUGGUUGGAAACCAAGGAGUUCCUUAGCAGAUUGCGCUGUGCUUAAACUGCAGAGAAAAAGAGCUCGGUCUUCUACCAUGUCUAAAAACUACUUUUCUAGCAAAGAAAGACAUCUCGAUGGUCUAAACAAAGACAAGUGCACUGAGAAAAUGUUUCCUGAUAAAAAUCUUCUAUACCUAAACAGAAGAAAUAACAGACUAAAGCUGCAUCUUCAAAAGGAACCCAAAAAACACUACCUGAACAGAGUGGCAUUUAAACGUACAGCACAGGAGCGCAUUUAUCUGACAAAAUUAGAGACGUCACCUGUCAGACCUGUCUGGCAUAGAGCCACCAAAGUGUCACAGAGCAGUGAGUCAAAAAGAGAUGUGUCUGUCUCGACAGCUGAGAAAUCAUGCAAACAGGAACGCCUUGAGUUCAAGCUGUGUCCAGAGAUACUGUUCAGAAAUCCAGCCCCUGGUGAAGAAAGCUUAGCUGCAAAGAAUUCUCCAGAAAGAGAUAAAGUCGUUGUAGAAGGUAUGAUGCUGUCUUGAUGAUUCAUUUGUGACCCUUGGAGUAAGCAAAAGAAAGUGGAAGAGAUUUCUACAGCUGAGGACAGUAUUCCCCUUGAUACAGCUAUACAGAUCCUGGAUGGAGAUGGAAAGAAUCUUCACAUUCCUGUCAAAGACUCAAAAGAGAUGUUUCAGACCUACAGGAAAAUGUAUCUGGAAAAAAAGAUGCAAAAGUCUUGAUAGCACUCCUGUAUCAAAGGUCUUACUGUCUCUGAGAAAAAAAUGCCAACACUAAGAUGAUUUUUUUUUUUGUUUACUUCAUAUUGCUGAACAAAUGUAAAAACCCACGGUUUUCUGGUGGGUGUUGAGAAUUUCCUUCCCUAUUUUCCUCAUAUUUGUGAAUAAUUACCAUCUUAUCCUGUAUUUAUUGUCCAAAUAUGCUUUGGUGCUGUAAAUGCUGUUUUAAACGUAUUGUUUCUUUUGGCAUAUUUGAUCUUAUUUUUUUUAAGAUAGAGUAGCUCAUUGAAUCUUGACCAAAAAAUAACAAACUCAUUUAAACUGUCAUAGCCUGGUUUUUUUUCCUGAUUCUCAAAAUCUUCUACUUGUUAUACUUUCCAUUGCUGGCAGUGGAAAAAUAUUUCUGCUGCAAAGGGAUUGCAGUGGAUUCCCAAGCAUUACACUUCUGUUUCCCACUACGGUAGUCUGUUUUGCUUCUAAAAAGGCUUUCUGUUUUUUGUAGAAACUUUUUUUCCUAAACUGGGACUAGAAAUAUAAACCCCUCAAUUCAGGCAUACAGAUCAGGGGCAUUUAAGAAAUAUUUAUGCUGCUACCCAGUUUUGUUACAUUUCUUUUUGUGGCACUUGUAUGGACUGAGCUCUUGAGUUCUUAGUUUGAACACAGUGCUGCAAACUGUUAGUUUAGUGACAACUUCUCUUGCUUUUCUUUCUCUUUUUGCAGUUGAAGUGUGGGGAGUUCGAAUUCACUCUUGUCUGAGUUCAGCUAGACUGUAAUUUCUUUGUUUAUAAAGUGUUAGAUUAUGUUUGCUUACACAUUCACUGUGACGUAACGGUUGUAUUUGUCAUUGGCUAUCUUCUGUUAAGUGCCUUUUCACUGUUAUUCAAAAUCUAAAAUCAAAUCGUAUUUUUACAGAGAUUUGGUACUUAAUUCUUUCUAUCUUACUAAACCUUUAUGCUGAACAAAAAACCUGUAGAUACGUCACUGAACGAUUUUUAUACUUGAAAUAAACUUUUGAGGACUUCA
This is a messenger RNA of Cyanistes caeruleus (blue tit), 6841 nucleotides long. The record is from RefSeq and is a predicted model, not a curated record. NCBI's taxonomy places the organism in Eukaryota, Metazoa, Chordata, Aves, Passeriformes, Paridae.